Penicillium daleae is the source of this 1302-nucleotide messenger RNA. RefSeq lists its product as uncharacterized. Lineage: Eukaryota; Fungi; Ascomycota; Eurotiomycetes; Eurotiales; Aspergillaceae. The coding region runs from base 1 to 1302 and encodes 433 amino acids. The record is from RefSeq and is a predicted model, not a curated record. The transcript has 4 exons.
AUGUCGACCAAGCCGAUCUUCGUCGCGACGCAUCCGCGUGCCUGUUCGACGGCGUUUGAGCGAGUCUUCAUGACUCAGCGCGCCACCAUCCAGUGUGUCCACGAGCCGUUCGGCGAUGCCUUUUACUACGGUCCAGAGCGUCUCUCCGACCGUUUUGAAGACGACGAACAGGCUCGUGUUGACAGUGGUUUCAGCAAGUCGACAUAUCUCACUGUGUUGGAGAGACUGGAACGUGAAGCUUCAGAGGGAAAGAGAGUCUUUAUCAAGGAUAUCGACCACUACUUGCUCCCGCCAGGUGGAAAACCCGCCAGUGUAGCCCCUUCGCUGCGUCGGAUCAAACGCGGCGUGGGCACCACGACAAACGGUGAUGAUCACGUUCCGGUCAAUGGGGUGAAUGGUGCUGUAAAUGGCACUACUCACACCAAUGGCCAUAUCGCCGUGUCCACCAACGGCGUUGCCAAUGGCACGACCAACGGCACCAACGGCACGGUGAGCAACGGGGUUACCAACGGCUUCACCAAUGGAGUCCACGAGGCCAAUGGCCACGAGACCAAUGGGCAUACCAAUGGAACCAUCAACGGGGUCUCACGUCCCCCGUACCCGUACGACACAACCACCGAGCCGGGCAACCCAACCGUCAUGCCGCGCGAGAUCCAGGAGCGAUUCCAUUUCGCCUUCCUCAUCCGUGACCCGCACUUCAGUGUGCCCUCGUACUACCGCUGCACCAUCCCACCCUUGGACGAUGUGACCGGGUUCCAUAACUAUGACCCCCGCGAGGCCGGGUAUGACGAGCUGCGGCGGCACUUUGACUACCUCGUUCGCGAGGGACUUGUCGGACCGCGAGUAGCGAGCCGCCCGGACGUUAAGGUUGAGAAUUGCGGAGCCAAGGAGACCGUUCAUGAGAUCUGUGUUAUUGAUGCAGAUGAUAUGCUGGAUGCUCCGGCGGCGACAAUUGAGGCGUUCUGCAAGAGCGUCAAUGUGCCGUAUGAUCCGUCCUUGUUGACGUGGGAUACGCAGGAGGAUUAUGACUUUGCGUGCCACUGCUUUGAGAAGUGGCGUGGGUUCCAUAAUGAUGCGAUUGAGUCAAAGGCUCUGGUUGCGAGAACUCAUAUGGAAAUGGAUGACCAGGACGAUCUCAUGCUAACAUGGGUCUCACAGAAACAUGCUCGCAAGACCGAGGAAGAGUUUGACGCCGAGUGGACCAAGAAGUAUGGUCCCGAGGCAGCCGCUCUCAUCCGCAAGGCCGUUGACGAGAACAUGGCCGACUACCUGUACCUGAAGCAGUUUGCCGUGAAGGUCUAA